AUAAAAGAUCCCUUGCUGAUGAUGGAAAAAUAUAGUCUGUUUCCUUCGAAACACGUGUCAAUUACCAACAGUUUGACAUCCGAUAGCCGAUGAAAAUUGGACAACAGAGCGUCACUGGACAAAUUACAAAACUGAUGAUUUAAUUUUUAUUCUUAAGUUUUACAAAUAUACUCGAGAUUGCAGCUUUAAUGUUAAAACUAUCCUUCAAAACACGUUUGACAUCCGAUAGCCGAUGAUUAGUAGUGAACGAAAAUUGGACAACAAAGCGUCAAUGGACAAAUUACAAGACUGAUGAUUUAUUUUUGAUUCUUAAGUUUUACAAAUAUACUCGAGACUGCAGCUUUAAUCAUAAAACUACUUUUCUAUUACAGGAUGCCCCAGUCACACAGAAAGGUGGAGAUGGGAGACAAGUCACGGAUGAUGGCCGCUGGUAAAUAUUCCGAGAACACCCUGCGAAACGUGAACGUCAUCAACAGCUUGGAAGCCAAACUGGCGAAGGUCAAGCUAAACGUGUUGGAACGAAACGCCAUUCAGAGCAUGCACAGGAUACGGCAUUACGAGGAGAAAAUCCAAGAUCUGAGACGGAAGACCCUGGCCUACCAACAAGUUGUGGCAAAACACCCAAUCCACUCGGCUCCGGACUACCAGAAAGCUCUGGACGAGAAGUACACCCUGCACAGUUUCAGACAUGAGAUCAAAGAAAUGCUGCACAAGCUUCAUCCGGACACGAUCAGAAAGAAGUGCGCCCAGGCUUUGAUAGAGGCCAGCAGAGAGCGGUACCAGGAAGCAAUCCACAGCAGCCAGCAGUACUUCAACUCCUUACUCCCUCCAAAACCCAGACCCAUUCUACACUAUGACAGGAAACCCCAGUUCAGACCAUCGUGGCACGAGGAGCCAGUUUUUGUAGCCAAACAUCCAAAGGAGAAGAACAAGCUUCCAUCGAUAACUCAGGCUAAUAAAGAACGUAAUUCCAAGAACGUGCUUACUACAGGAACUGGACAGACUUCUUCUAGAAACGUGCAGUCUACUUCCAAGAAUGUAGGUUAUGCCAAUAUGGAGGGGAAAUAUGCUACCAGUGACGAAAAACAAGCUACUAGAAACGAAGAACAAAUAUCUAGGAACGUAGAACAUGUUACCAAAAAUGUCCAUGCUACCAAAAAUGUCUAUACGACUAGAAACGUUCAACAUGCAACUCGGAACGUACACCAUGCUACCAGAAGCGACAAAAGGCGCGUGUUGGAUGAUAGGCUACCUGAAAUCACGUUUAGUUUAGCAAAAGUGGAAGCAGAUGUUAAUAAAGAGGACAAUAUUAAGGACUGGGUUAACAAACUACCCACGCAAGACGAAAGACGAAACAAACGACCAAGCCGGUUGGAGAGUAUGGCACCACAAGCUACGGACAUCUCGACUGAAGACCAGUCUAAACCAAAGAGUCGAGCUAGGAAGAGGUAUGCAGCAGACAAGCCAAGCGACGAAAGUGACCUGGAAACACCACGUGAUCAAGAUACAAGAAAACAAUAUGGCGCUCAUCGUUUGAAACGAAACCAGGCGAAACGGUUUUUGACUAAAUCGAGUGACGAUCGAGUGCACGAAAUAAGGAACGAUUCUGGGUACGGAACUGCAGAAUCAGAUUUUGAAAUUACACCACGAUUGAGAGAAGGGAAAGAAUGGAAAACCAUGCAGCAAUCCAAAAAGGACUUUACGCAGUAGCAGACGCUGUUUGGUUUUCUACUAAUAAACCUCAUUAACUGCAUGGGUGUUGCUAACAUGGGGAUGGCUGGUUAUUAGCAGGGUACUUACGAACACCUUCCCUUGUUGAUGGGAGCUUG
Gigantopelta aegis is the source of this 1829-nucleotide messenger RNA. RefSeq lists its product as uncharacterized. Lineage: Eukaryota; Metazoa; Mollusca; Gastropoda; Neomphalida; Peltospiridae. The transcript has a single exon. The coding region runs from base 373 to 1710 and encodes 445 amino acids. The record is from RefSeq and is a predicted model, not a curated record.